This is a messenger RNA of Arachis ipaensis, 1089 nucleotides long. Lineage: Eukaryota; Viridiplantae; Streptophyta; Magnoliopsida; Fabales; Fabaceae. The record is from RefSeq and is a predicted model, not a curated record.
AUGUCUGCUGAGAUUCGCUCAAGGGGUGAUAUAGUGUUAAACGUUGCUUCAAGUGGUAUUGCAUCUUUACUUCUUCCCAAUGGAAGAACGGCACACUCAAGGUUCAAAAUACCGCUGAAUAUAACUGAGGAUUCUGUAUGUAACAUCAAACCUGGUUCCCCUCAAGCAAUGUUGUUGUUGAAAGCCAAACUUAUAAUUUGGGAUGGGGCUCCAAUGGUUAGUAGGUACUGCUAUGAAUCGCUUGAUAAAUGCUUGGGUGAUAUCAUGAGGUGUUCUCCAACAUAUAGCAAAGAUUUGUCCUUUGGAGGAAAAGUGGUUGUACUAGGUGGAGACUUUAGACAAAUUCUUUCUAUCAUUCCACAAGGAUCGAGACAAGAUAUCGUUCAUUCAACUGUGAAUUCGUCUUACCUUUGGAAGUUUUGUCAGGUGCUCAAACUAACAAAAAAUAUGAGACUCUUUGUAGGGAUGACUGCUUCAGAUCAAGAUGAGACAGAGAAAUUUGGUGAGUGGUUAUUGAAAGUUGGUGAUGGUCUAAUAUGUGACAAUAUGGAUGGGAAUAUGGAGAGUCAACUAGAUCUCUGUAGUUUUGAAUUACUGAAUAGCAUAAAUUGUUCUGGUUUGCCUCUACAUAAAUUAAUACUCAAGGUUGGUGUUCCGGUGAUGUUACUGAGGAAUAUUGACCAAUCUAGUGGUCUUUGUAAUGGUACAAGACUACAAGUUAGGAAGCUUGAAAAUCAUGUCAUAGAAUGUGAAGUUUUAACGGGUAACAAUGUUGGUCAUAUUGCUUUGAUUUCAAGAAUGAAUAUGGUACCAACAAAUGAAACUGUCCCAAUUAGAUUCCAACGAAGACAGUUUCCCAUAAUAGUAUCGUUUGCCAUGACAAUUAAUAAGUCUCAGGGACAAACUUUAUCUCAUGUUGGAUUGUACAUGUCCAGACCAGUUUUUACAUAUGGCCAACUAUAUGUGGCACUUUUAAGAGUUAAGAGUAAGAGAUGUUUAAACGUUUUACUUAUAAAUCACGUAAGAAUGUCUGCAAAUUCAACCAUCAAUGUUGUUUAUAGAGAAGUCUUUGAAAAAAUAGUAUUCUAA